GCUCUUCUGAGUUGUAAGAUAAUAUGCGACGUCGUGAAAACUAUAAACAAGAUUUUAUUUCCACACGUAUGAAGGAUACCAUGUGGUUUCGGUCCUUCUAAAUCAGUGAUCUUCAAAGCUCCACUCUGCCACUUUAACUAUCUCACCCUUAUGAAGACGGAAAGUAUAGGCAACGUAGGGUAUCUAAGCUAAGAAGCCAUACGGGAUUCAGGCUCUGGCUUGAAGAUCACUGAUGCGUUCCACCCCCACCGAGCUCUUCUCAUCUGGCAAGUUGACGGCACUGGAUAAACUCUGGUCUGGACCAUGGACAGUCGACACUGAGAAAGCACCCAGGCAUCAUCGUCUCUCACGUGAGAGAAAGAGAGAGAGGGAGAGAGUGUGAGAGAGAGAAAGAGGAAGGGAACGAGGCGAAGAGCGUGGAGGGAAGACAAAAGUGAAGAAAAAAAAGAGUGGAGCAGUCCCUCAAAAGAACUUGAGAAGGUGUCGGAUUUUCCGCUGAUAAGAUGCGGUUGCCGGCAACCUUUGCCGGUCUUCUGCUGCUUAUCCGGCUGUCUAGGAGCGAAAUCCUGACGCCACCGUAUUUUAAUUUGGCCGAGGGCAAGGAAAUUGAUGCUUCGGCUACGUGCGGCGUCGACACCACCGGCCCCGAACUCUAUUGCAAACUUGUCGGCGCGAACGCCGAUCAGGAUGAAGAUAUCAACUUAAUUCAAGGCCAGGUAUGCGAUUAUUGCGAUCCUGACAAUCCUGAAAAAAGGCAUCCUCCCGAAUAUGCGGUCGACGGUAUGGAGACGUGGUGGCAAUCACCACCUUUAUCCAGGGGGAUGAAAUAUAAUGAAGUUAAUCUAACGAUUAACCUGGGACAGGAAUUUCACGUGGCUUACGUUUAUGUGCGAAUGGGCAAUUCGCCUCGACCAGGACUCUGGGUUCUGGAGAAAUCGAAAGAUUACGGCAAGACCUGGUCGCCCUGGCAAUACUUUUCAGAUUCCGCCAGCGAUUGCCUGACUUAUUUCGGAGUAGACAGUCAUAAACCUAUUAUUCGUGAUGAUAGUGUGAUCUGUACGACUGAAUACUCAAAAGUUGUCCCACUUGAGGGUGGCGAGAUUCCAAUUUCGAUCCUAAAUAAUCGGCCCUCAGCGAAGCACUAUUUCAAUUCGACUUUAUUGCAAGAAUGGACGCGGGCGACCAACGUUCGUUUUCGCUUUCUCAGAACGAAAAACUUGCUAGGGCACCUGAUGUCCGUUGUUCGACAAGAUCCUACCGUCACUAGAAGAUACUUUUACUCGAUCAAAGAUAUCAGCAUCGGUGGUCGUUGUAUGUGCAACGGUCACGCAGACAUUUGCGACAUUCAAGAUCCUAACAUGCCGAAGAAACUUGUCUGCCGAUGCCAGCAUAACACCUGUGGACCUCAGUGCGCGACGUGUUGUAAGGGUUUUGAACAGAAGAAAUGGAGGCAGUCUACAGCAUCACAAAAAUUCAUAUGCGAACCCUGCAACUGUUUCGGACAUUCGGAUGAGUGCAUUUACAACCCAGAAAUUGAUGAAAAACAUUUAUCACUUGACAUUCAUGGUAAUUAUGAGGGCGGUGGUGUUUGUCAGAAUUGUAGACACAACACUGAAGGCAUUAAUUGUAACCGUUGCAAGCCCAGGUUCUACAGACCAUGGGAUAAGCCACUCAAUGCAACCGAUGUAUGUCAACCUUGUAACUGCGAUUAUUUUUAUUCGACUGGGAACUGCGCCGAUUCCACUGGAAAAUGCGAGUGUCGAAAAGAAUACACGCCACCGAACUGCGACACUUGCAAUUACGGAUAUUUUGGUUAUCCUAAUUGCAUACCCUGCCAGUGUGAUUUGCGGGGUACUGAUGGUUAUCAUUGCGAAGCAACCGAUGGUUAUUGUCCUUGCAAGCUAAACUAUGCAGGCCACUACUGCAAUCUUUGCGCAGAGGGAUAUUAUAAUUUUCCUGAUUGUUUACCUUGCAAUUGCAAUCCUGUGGGCGCCCUGAAUGAUGUCUGCGAUGUGAUAUCCGGUAACUGUACAUGCAAAAACAACUACGGAGGCAGAACGUGUGAUAUUUGCGAGGACGGAUAUUUUAAUUAUCCUCUUUGCACAUAUUGCAAUUGUGAUGCGCGCGGAACAGAACCUGGCAUUUGUGACAAAAAGGACGGCGUUUGCUUGUGCAAGGAAGGAUACGGUGGCGUUAGAUGUGACCAAUGUAUCCUUGGAUACUACGGCUAUCCAAACUGCGUACCAUGCAACUGCAGUUCUGUCGGCUCAUCCAGCAUCAGUUGCGAUUUUGCGGGCAAAUGCUCAUGCCUUGCCAACUUUGCCGGAAGAACUUGUAGUCAAUGCAGUCCAGGAUACUACAAAUACCCGGAAUGCAUUGCAUGCAAUUGCGAUAGUCACGGUUCGAUUGGCGUGUCCUGUGACAGCGAAGGUAAAUGCCAAUGCCGUGAAAAUUUUGACGGCAUUCGAUGCGAGCAAUGCAAAGAAGGUUAUUACAACUUCCCUACCUGCGAGGGUUGCAACUGCGAUCCGGCUGGCAUAGUCGAGACUUUCCAAGGUUGUGGCUCAUUGCCGCCCGGUGAACUUUGUCAGUGCAAGGAGCGGGUCGAGGGGAGAAUAUGCAAUCAAUGCAAGCCGCUUUAUUGGAAUCUGCAGCCUUACAAUCCAGACGGUUGCGAAGAAUGUCAGUGUAAUAUUCCUGGAGUCGUCGGCAGCAUUGGUGAGUGUGACACUAAAACUGGACAGUGUAUAUGCAAACCCAGCGUAACUGACAGAGGAUGCAGCCGAUGCAUCGAUGGAACAUACAAUCUUCAAGAAGACAAUCUUUUUGGUUGUUCCGAUUGCGCUUGUGACGUUGGUGGUUCUGUGAAUUUGAUAUGUGACAAGCAAACUGGACAAUGUCCUUGUCAACCUCGAGUCACCGGUCUAACGUGUAAGGAGCCUCUGAAGGCGCAUUAUUUCCCUACCCUUCAUCAGUUUCAAUAUGAAGCCGAAGUUGGCAAAACUUCUAGUGGCAACGACGUUCGCUACGGCUUUGCGGAAGACAUUUUUCCGGGUUUUAGUUGGAAAGGUUACGCCGAAUUUACUACUCAGCAAGAUGAAAUUGUACUGGGCGUGAAUAUUGGCAAAUCUUCGCUUUAUCGGAUGGUUUUGCGUUACGUGAACCCCAGUAAUGAGCCGAUCCUCGGCACUAUCACUAUCACUCCUGAUAGUCCAUCUGAGGUAGAACAGCAGUUUAAGGUCAAUUUUAAGCCAACCAGUCGACCAUCCUUCGUAACUGUUGCUGGAGCACAUGGCAAUCAUCCAUCGCCCAUGGUGAUGAAUCCUGGACAUUGGUCCAUCAAGAUCGCUACGAAAAAGAGUAUGUUCCUUGAUUACUUCGUUUUAUUACCCUCGGAGUAUUACGAGGGUGGCAUAUUGACGCAGGACGUGAAUGUGCCCUGCGAAGUCGGUUACAAAGGACUCUGCAGACACUAUGGAUAUCCAAAUUUGACACAAUUUGAUUCGGUCCACGGCGCCGGUGGCUUUCUUAACGAGAAUAAUGUCCGGAUUCCAUUGACCGAGUACUUUACUGAUCGCGAGACUUUGCAAGAAAUCGGCGAAGAUGAGGUGCCACUCAUUAACGAUCAGCAAGAAGAAAUUCAUUUUGAACUGAGAAUUAGCAAACCUGGCCCUCACGUUCUUGUGGUGACUUAUGUUACUCCACGGGACGAACAAGACACGUCGGUGCUGCUAAUCGAGGCGAAUACCAUUAAAGGUAAAGUCACUCUGAAUCCGUGCAGAUAUACCAGCACAUGUCGACAGGUUGUUACUGAUACCUACGGCAAGGUGGCUGUCAUGAGUUUUCCAUCGAACUACGUUAGUUUGGUGCUGACCGGUGAACCGACUUCAAACGUCGCAAUCGAUUCUAUAGUGGCGAUUCCCUAUCAUCAGUGGUCGUUGGACUAUGUGAAGCCUAAAUCUGUCUGUGUGAGAAAAAAUGAUAAAUGUGUACAAGGGCUUUUCCCCGGUGCCGCUGACGCCAAAAAGAUCGAAUUCGAGAAUGCUAACGGCAUUCUUGACUCUGAAAAUCGCCCUCCUGGUAUUUAUGAUAAUGCCACAAAAUUGAUCUACCUAAAUGGCGACAUGGUAGAUAUUCACUCGAAGGUUUCCCAGCCAGGAGACUAUGUCUUCGUGAUACAGUAUUAUCAACCAGACCACCCUCAAUUUGAGCUAGAUGUGCUAGUACAAAACGGCAAGUUCUAUGAGGCAAAGGUACCAGUUCCUCAUUGUCCCAGCAAUAGCGGAUGUCGCAGUAUUGUACGUCAAAUUGACGACAACGAUAUCAGAUUUCAAUUGAUUGAAAACUUUGUUCUGACACUAAAAGAACCCGGCCGCGGCAUCUGGUUAGACUACGUUCUGGUGAUUCCAGCGGAUCAAUACAAUGAGAAGAUUCUCGAUAAAUUGCAGUUUGAUCAGACAAAAGAAUUCAUCAAACGUUGCGGCAACAAUCAUUUCCAUAUCAACGUCACCGAGGACGGCUUCUGUCGUGAUUCUAGCUAUUCUUUAACGGCCAAUUAUAAUAAUGGAGCAUUGCCUUGCAAUUGCGACAGCGUGGGUUCUACCAGCUUCGAGUGCGACAAAUUCGGCGGCCAGUGUCCCUGUCGACCAAACGUCAUCGGCAGACGGUGCGAGAGCUGCAAGACUGGCUUUUAUGGCUUUCCCAAUUGCAGACCGUGCAACUGUCCCUCUCUCUGUGAACGAGACACCGGUAGAUGUAUCUGUCCGCCCCGAGUGACGGGCCAACGAUGUGACCAGUGCGAGGUCGGCACCUAUGGGUUCCAUCCGAUCAUCGGUUGCGAGGAGUGCAAUUGUUCGCCCCUGGGCGUUUUGGAUGGUAACCUACAGUGCGAUUUACUCGACGGCAAUUGUCAUUGCAAGGAGAAUGUGGAAGGUCGUCAGUGUGAUCGUUGUCAUGCUGGUUAUUCACAAUUUCCUCAUUGUGAGCGCUGCGACUGCGAUUCACGCGGUACGACUGGCGAUAUCUGCGACCAAUACACGGCCGAGUGCUUCUGCAAAACGAACGUACAGGGUCUAGCAUGCGAUGUAUGUCGUGAGGGCACCUUCGACAUCCAGGCUGACAAUCCAGAUGGUUGUACCAAGUGCUUCUGUUUUGGCAAGACAACCAGAUGCGCCUCUGCGAGUCUUUAUUGGACUCAUCUUAUGGAUAUGUCUGGUUGGGAAUUGGUCACCUCCACCGAUAAAACUGGCAAUUUUACCAAUGUGCCAAUCUAUCCUGUGGAGAAUGCAACUACACUCACAAUCUCGCUCACCACCAAUGACAUCUUCGAUAAUGUCUACUUUUCGGCGCCCGACACCUACCUCGAUAAAAAAUUGACUUCUUAUGGUGGCUACUUCAAUUAUAGCGUCUACUAUAGCACGGGACCUUUCGGCAAAGCUAUCAGCGCUGCUGACGUGAUUCUUCAAGGUGCCGACACUACAUUGUUUUAUUAUUCCGAUGAGCAACCACCUUCCUUUACGAACUUUAGGGCCUCCGUUCGCCUCGUCGAGACGAACUUUUUAACUUACAACAGACUUAGCGCUACCAGAGAACAAAUCAUGGUUGUUCUCGAAGAUCUGCGUGGAAUAUACGUACGUGCCACGUACUGGAAUCCUAGCAUUACAGCUUCAUUAUCAUACGUGACUUUGGAUGUCACAACGGAACAGUACUCGGCUCAGUAUAGCAUCCCAGCUAGCAGCGUAGAGCAGUGUCAGUGUCCACCCAAUUAUCAAGGACUUUCAUGCGAGGAAUGCGCUCCAGGAUAUUAUAGGAUUAAAUCGGGACCAUACGGAGGAUACUGCGCGCCCUGUCAAUGCAACGGUCACGCAGCUACGUGUGACGUAAACACCGGAAUUUGUCAGAAUUGCAAGAACGGUACCAUUGGUGACCAUUGCGAGUACUGUGAGCAGGGUUACUACGGUAAUGCCACUGUGGGCACACCGACAGAUUGUCUGAUCUGUGCAUGCCCGUUGCCGGUUGCUUCCAAUAAUUUUGCCACCGGCUGCGAAGUAAAUGAAGAGGGCAAUAAGAUUAGCUGUGCCUGUUUGCCCGGAUACUACGGUGCUCGUUGCCAGUCCUGCGCCGCCGGUUACUACGGUAAUCCCGAGGUGUACGGCGAUUACUGCAAACCAUGCGAGUGUUCCGGCAAUAUUGACACCAAUCAAAUUGGCUCGUGCGACAGUAUCACCGGUCAAUGUUUGCAAUGUUUGAAUAACACCUACGGCGAAGCAUGCAAUCUGUGCGCCCCUGGUUACUUCGGCGACGCCGUGGAACGGAAAGAUUGCCGUAGCUGCGUAUGCGAUGAGUGCGGAAUGGAACAUUGCGACAGCUAUAGUGGUCAAUGUUUCUGCCAAGAAAACGUUAUCGGCGAGCGAUGCGAUCGCUGCGCUCCCGAUCAUUACGGCUUCGGAACCUGCAGCGGUUGCAGGCCAUGCGUCUGCGAUAUAGCUUCAAAGAGCAGUCAAUGUGACGGGGAAACAGGACAGUGCAAGUGUAUGCCAGGCGUCACCGGACGCAGAUGCGAUCAGUGUAUUCCGGGGUAUUGGAACUACGGACCGAACGGAUGCACAUCGUGCGAAUGUCACAGUGGAUAUUCCGUUGGUGUGUCUUGCGACACAGCCACUGGUCAAUGCACCUGUUUACCUGGUGUGAUUGGCGAAAAGUGCGAUCAUUGUCCAUAUCGAUACGUGCUGAUCCCAGCACAAGGUUGCUUUGCUUGCGGUUCUUGUACGGGAAAUCUUUUGGAUGUCACCGAUGAAUUGACCGAUUUGUUAGAUCCUGUCUCACGUGAAUAUAGUACUGUCGCAGAAGGUUACUUUACAAAUCAACGACUUAAAUUUAUCAACGACACGGUCAAUGAACUCUAUCCUGAAGUUAGAUUAUUGGAUCCAAGUCGGGUAAAUCUGUUGCCCUUGCAGAAAAAGCUGGAGCAAAUGGAAAAUGUAGUGUAUACUCAAAAACGAAAGAUUGAUUUCGCUGCCGACGACAGUAUCAAGUCAAAGGACAAUGCGGAGAAUACGUUGCAGAACAUGAAUUCUUUAGAGGAAGACAUGGUGCGCAAAAUUGAUCUAGUAAAUCAAAUUGUAUCAGAAGUGCAGUCACUGGCGCUAAAUAUUGAACUGGGAACGGGCGCUAAGGUCGAUAAUGCAUUGAAUGAAGCAAAGAAGAUUCUGAAAAGAAUCAAGGACGUUUCUUUUAUUAAAUAUCGAGACAAUGCCGUAGAUCAAGCGGAUCAGGCCAAUAUUCUGAUCUCCGAGAUGCAGGAGUAUAAUUUUCCAGCCAGCAACCAAAGCUUAGCUGUGGUUGACCUUAGCGACAAGAUCAAAAACGCCAGCGCCAAGAUGGAUGACCUACUGGACAUCGUGGAAAUAGCUCAAGAAAUUGCCAGUGGAGUGGAUAAACUGAAUCGAGAAAAUAGAAUUGCCGCACAGACUGGCAACCUCGAUGUUGUGAAAAAUUCUACUGCUGAAGCGAAAGAGGACUUAGAAGCUGGAGAGCAACUCAAAAAUAAUGCCAGCGAUGUCCUGUUUCAUGCAAGGACCAGUCUCGAUCUUCUUGGACAAACUAACACUAUUAAUGAUGCGACUGAUAGAUUGAACAACACCAUUGCUGUAAAUGAUGAACUAUUAAUCGAUCUAGCUGAACCGGUGCAGAAAGCCCGUACUCACGCUGCGUACUUGUAUAAUCAUUCACUAGAAUUGGAUAGUUUACUAACCGAUACUCGCAAUACUGAUGCGGUGAGAGCUGUUUCAGCAUAUAGAGAUAUUGAAACCGCAAUUGAAGCUGCAAAAGAUGCUGCAGACAAUGCCACAAUUGCUGUUAACAAUGCGACAUCAUUGACUGAUGGAAUUGAGCAAAAGAUGCUGGACUCUCGAAACGAGUGUUUCAAAUUGUUAGCCGCUGCGCAGCACGCUCUAACAAAAACGGUAGGCCAGCCCGAAAACGAUUUGCGAGAUGCAAGAAACAACGCGACUCUGAUUGACAACCAAAAUAAACGUAACAAGGAGCUCCUCGAUUCCAUCGACAAGACGCUCGAUAACAUUCCUUCGCAAUCGUCUUCAGUCGCAUAUGACGCCAUGAAUCAAGCGAUGAACAUCGAACGUAACAUCAAAAUCUCCAUCGAUAACAUGAACGACAUCGUGAAUCAAAUUCCGGAAGAUCUGCGGGAAACAAAGCAACUCUCGAAAAAUACAUCAGAGUCGAUUCGUGACGUCUCACAGGCGAACAAGCAGCUGGAUAUUGUAGACAAAGUGAUGCCAAAUAUUACCAGACUGCUAAACAGUCUGAAUGGUAAUCAGAAAUCAAUCGACACAAUCGGGAAUGACCUGCAAAGUAAAAUUGAAGCCCUGAGAAAUAAAAUUGCAAAUGCCCGAGAGCUAGCUAAUCGGUUCAAGACCGGUUUGACCUUCUACAGGAACACUACGUUGGAGCUGAAAAGUCCAGAGAGUCUGCCUCUAUUAGCUACUUCCACAAAAAUAUCUCUGUAUUUCAGAACCAACAAAACCAAUGGCUUUUUACUGUAUCUCGGCAAUGAGGAGAAAACAAAAUUACCACGCUCAAAAACGCAUGACUUCACGGCGUUACUGAUUGAAAGCGGAUAUCCUGUGCUUAUAGUCGAUUUGGGAUCCGGACCAGAGAAAAUAAUUCAUACCAAAUUCGUAUCGGAUAAUGUAUGGCGGCAGAUAAUUAUCGAUAGGACUGGCAAGAAUGUCAAGUUAAUCGUUCGCGAGGAUAUUGGCGAGGGCAAGGAUAAAUUAUAUGAGAAGGAGCAGGUUUUGACAACUCCGUAUUAUAUUUUUAAUGUGGACCAGGAGCAUUCAAAGCUCUUCGUUGGUGGUUACCCAUCGUCCUUCCGUAUCCAAGAUGCAGUGACUGCAUCAUCAUUCGAGGGCGAGAUGGAGGAAUUGAUGAUAGGUGAUAUACCAGUGUCCUUCUGGAACUUUGUCGAUGGCGAGAACAACCAAAAGAGCGCGCUCGAACGUGACAAGUUAAUUAAUUUUGCACCUAGCAGAGGAUAUCGCUUUGACCGACAUGGUUAUGCAAUUCUUAGCAAAAAGAGCUCGCAGAUUACGCCAGAUACCAGAAAGUUUAUUAUCAAACUAUCUUUUAAGACUUACGUGGAGGACGGAUUGAUUUAUUUAAUGGGCAAGGGUAAACAGUUCUUGUCUCUGGAAAUGAGAAACGGUCAGUUGUUGUAUCAAUAUGAUCUUGGAGAAGGUACGAUCGUUUUGAAGUCUUCGGAUAAAUACAAUGAUGGUAACUGGCACACUCUGGAAGCUAUCAGACAGGAUACGAUGGGCGCGCUCAAAGUUGACGAUCACAUGGUCGCGUCGAGUCAAGAGAAAGGAAUUACCAAGCCCUUUGUUUCAUCGGAUCAUAUUUAUUUCGGUGGAUAUCCACCCAACGCAAAGCAUCGUUAUGAAUCAGUUACAAACAAUGGUUUCGAAGGUUGUAUCAAUGACGUCGUUAUCCUUGACACUUCAGUUGAUCUCACGCGCAACGUGCAAGCGUUCGGAGUCAUGCCUGGUUGUCCAGUCAGGUUUGCCAGUCUUGUCUCGUUCGAGAAAAAUACGCCCGGUUAUGUGAGAUGGCGCAAUUUAGCGUCUAAUGGUCUACAAGUGAAUCUCAAGUUCAAGACAUCGGCCAGCGACGGUCUAAUUUUCUACGCAACCAACAACGAUCAGCAAAGCGCGGCUAUUAGUUAUCUGUCACUAGUAGACGGUCAGUUGGUAUUGAGUAGUCAGGGUGAGGAACUUAGAACCAGCCCGUCGGAUGUGAAGUUCAACGAUAAUGAAUGGCACGUGGUAACCGCUACUCAUGACAAUUCGGCUCUUCUCCGCCUUGAUAUUGACGACACGAACUACUACAGCACUGAUUCGGCGCCGCCACCACUACAUUUCCUAUAUGGUGAUUUAUAUAUCGGUGGCUUACCAUUAAAUUUCGACAUGGACGGACGGAAAAUUAUGCCUUUUGUUGGCUGUAUUGGCGACGCGACCCUCAACAGUGAGAUUAUUAUCAAUUUCGCCAAUACAACUGAAAGACCACACGCGUUUCUAGGAAAGUGUAAAGGCGGAGAUCAAACGCUUUUACCACCGAUCGUCGAACCUGAAUUUUUGCCACCUUUAUUACCACCGGAAAGUCCAGAGGAUACAAUAGAGUUGUCGACUCAAAUCAAUAUAAUAGACGUCGACAUAGAUAAAGAGGAUGAUAAAGAAGAAGAAGAACCAGAGCUGGAAGGACGAUUUAAUAUAGACAAAUAUGAUUUCACUACUACACAGAAACCAACUGAGCAACCUGAAAAUGUCGACAAGUGUCACUUGCCAUACUACCCGGCAACGGACCCUGAUCUUGAGAAGGCUUGGCGAUUUGGCACUGCGAGGAAUAGUAGAUUAGAAUAUAGAACACUAAAUGGAAGAUACAAAGAUGACUACGAUUUCCAGAUUGAUAUAAAAACAAUGGCCGACGAUGGAAUUAUAUUUUAUACUUCCGACCUUAGUAAACAAGACUUAAUUGCCGUGUACAUGCUGGGUGGAAAAAUUCAUUAUAAAUUCGAUUGCGGAAGCGGACCGGCGUUAUUAGUGAGUGACAAAAUGAUCAACAACAAUCAGUGGCAUAUCGUGAUUUUCAAGAGACAAGGUAAUUACGGUCAACUGAUUGUAGAUGAAGAAGAACCAGUGGCCGGAUAUUCACUGGGACAUACCACUACUAUCAAUGUCAAUCCGCCAUUCUUCGUGGGUGGCAUUUUACCAGAAAUAUCCAGCUUUGCAUACACGAAUAUUGGUCUUAAUAAAACAUUCAGUGGGUGUCUUGGAAAUUUCAUGAUGAACGGACAACUCGUUGGAGAACCAUCGGAAAAAAUAGGCGUAAUACCUUGCUCAAAAAGAGUCGAGCCCGGUUUAUUCUUUUUCCCAGGAAAUGGCAGUAAUUUAUUCAAAGCAGUUGAUCGAUUUAACGUGGACCGUACAGUUGACAUUCAAAUGGACAUAAAACCGCGAUCGACAUCUGGACAUUUGCUAUCGGUACAUGGCAAAAGGGAUUAUCUUGUAUUAGAAAUGGUUAAUGGUACUGUCAAGUUCCUUAUAAGGACACAGAGAGGCUCGAUCGAGACUGCUUUCGAACCAACAAAACCAAACUCUCUAUGCGACGGCCACUGGCACAAUAUUCGAGCCGUCAAACAGAAAAAUGCGGUACUGCUAUCGGUCGAUCACAAACCGGCACCGCCCGGAAUCGGUGGCAAAAAUGUGGCAAGAGUUUUGUCGAAACAUCCGAUAUUCAUCGGUGGUCAUCCGAUGCUCGGAAGAAGACUACGAGGAAGCACCUCGCAAGCUCAGUAUGUUGGCUGCAUCAAUAAUAUUCUGAUCAAUAUGAAACCCGUCAGCAUCAGGCCUGAACGAGCCUAUGGACAAGUUAUCACCGGUGUAUGCCCAACAAUUUAA
Molecule: messenger RNA, 11474 nt
Organism: Monomorium pharaonis (pharaoh ant)
Lineage: Eukaryota; Metazoa; Arthropoda; Insecta; Hymenoptera; Formicidae
Gene: LanA
Product: laminin subunit alpha
Exons: 29
Coding region: 504-11474 (3656 amino acids)
Biological process (GO): regulation of cell migration; regulation of embryonic development; regulation of cell adhesion
Molecular function (GO): signaling receptor binding
Source: RefSeq, a predicted model, not a curated record